Messenger RNA from Aspergillus caelatus, 291 nucleotides. RefSeq lists its product as uncharacterized. The transcript has a single exon. Lineage: Eukaryota; Fungi; Ascomycota; Eurotiomycetes; Eurotiales; Aspergillaceae. The record is from RefSeq and is a predicted model, not a curated record. Bases 94 to 255 code for a protein of 53 amino acids.
AAGUAAUGGUGAACGGGACUUUCGCAGGACCCAGCCCGCGGCAUCGCUGCGCAGUUGGGGUGGUGUGAAAAAGCAAGUCGGUUGGGUGCCCGCAUGAAAAAUACCUCUCAGCUCAUUUUGUUGUUUUUCCUGUCCUUAUUAGCAUUUAUAUCUGUAUAUUAUCAGUUUGAACUGUCAAGAUACCACCACCCUCGUAUUGAUUGCAGACGCGAUGCAGUACCGUCGGAGCCCAAGUUUUCAGGAGGCUGGGGUUAAUUACAAUGCACGACGCAAAGCUAUUACAACGUGGUG